Messenger RNA from Ilyonectria robusta, 673 nucleotides. RefSeq lists its product as uncharacterized. The coding region runs from base 137 to 586 and encodes 149 amino acids. Lineage: Eukaryota; Fungi; Ascomycota; Sordariomycetes; Hypocreales; Nectriaceae. The record is from RefSeq and is a predicted model, not a curated record. The transcript has a single exon.
CCGGCCAUUAUGCCGGCUUAGGGCGGUGUGGGUCACUGAACCCGGCCCGUUUUCCGAUAAUGAUGAAAAUGGAUCGAUAGAUGUGGACUGGACUCGACUGGUUGAGUGGUGGACAAUGUGAACCGGCGAUGGAUCGAUGCCUAGGACCAGCAUUCCUUCAGGUUUGGGCUCCUUCAACCUGCGGGACAAGCUGCAGCUCGCAAUGUGGACGGCCGAAUUCCUUUUUUUUCCUUUCCUUUUCUUAGUUUCCUUUUGGGUGGAUAGCGACCUUGGGGUUAUGGCGCAUGGGAUGGACUGCGGGAUGUUGGGCAUCAAAACGCCCUUUGGUGUUUCUUUUUUCUGUCACCAAUAUUUGAAAUGGUUGGCCAUAGAAUCACAUACAGUACCGAGGUACAGGGAUCAAAGGGCAGGGAAAUGGGGCUUGGCUUUAAUUUUGGGCAUGCUACAGCAAGGGCUGGAUACACAGGUAUACCACUGCUUUUAUAUACCAUCACUACACAUUACCGGUACCAUUACUUGGGUUCAUGAGCGACAGAUGGUUCAAGGCAAACUGGAAGUUUCAGUAACGAAAUGCCAGGAACCUUGACUCCCUUCUUUCCGUAUGUAACUUGUUUGCUACCAAGCUACCAAGCUACCUCGCAGUCAAUACUACAGGCUGCAGUGAUGUGCUCUU